Molecule: messenger RNA, 711 nt
Organism: Ruditapes philippinarum (Manila clam)
Lineage: Eukaryota; Metazoa; Mollusca; Bivalvia; Venerida; Veneridae
Exons: 1
Coding region: 28-711 (227 amino acids)
Source: RefSeq, a predicted model, not a curated record
UUUCCACAACUGUCAGCAUCAAGUUUUAUGUGUAAUUCAUACAAUGUUGUUCUAGACGAAAAAAAAUCAACAAGCCUCGAAAACUUGAAACUUACCAUGAACGAGUCUGCAAGAUUUGAAAAACAAACUCGAUUACAAAGUCAAACUCCGAUGUGGUUUAAGAUCAGAAAAAACAGAUUGACUGCCUCCAAAAUUGGAGAAAUUUACAAACGGAAAAAGGAGCCGUCAAGCUUGGUACAGCGGUUGAAAUCGACCCGACGUGUGACAACAGAAGCCAUGAGAAAAGGGUUAGCUUCUGAGCCAGCAGCGGCUAAUGCAUAUUCUGUACAAAAAUCAAAUGUAAACAUCUACCCAUGUGGAGUUGUUGUUAAUGUUUGGGCACCUUGGUUAGCUGCAAGCCCUGAUCGCAAGGUUUACAAUACUGCAAUGACACCACCCUUUGGUCUUCUUGAAAUAAAGUGCCCACAGGUUUCUAGUGUUUUGGAGGCAUCUUAUUUGCAAAAAGAUGCAACAGGGGCAUUAAGAUUAAAUAAGAAUCAUAUAUAUUACUACCAAAUUCUUGCACAGCUGGCGGUGACAGGAUUACAAUGGUGUGAUUUGUUUGUCUGGUGUACAAAUGACAGUCAUUGUGAAACAAUAUAUUUUAACACUGACUUGUGGAACAAUGUAAAAGACAAAGUAGAUGAUUUCUUUUUCAACCAUUUUAUUUAA